Molecule: messenger RNA, 1557 nt
Organism: Fonsecaea multimorphosa CBS 102226
Lineage: Eukaryota; Fungi; Ascomycota; Eurotiomycetes; Chaetothyriales; Herpotrichiellaceae
Exons: 3
Coding region: 1-1557 (518 amino acids)
Biological process (GO): carbohydrate transport; transmembrane transport
Cellular component (GO): membrane
Molecular function (GO): carbohydrate:proton symporter activity
Source: RefSeq, a predicted model, not a curated record
AUGGGGCUCACCGACAUGAAAUUCACCCCUUACACCUCGACCAUGGGUCUGAGUGGUCUGCGUCUGCAGUUUGCCAUUGCCACAAUUGCAACCUGCGCCUUCUGGCUCUUUGGUUACGACAUGUCCAUCAUGGGCGGGCUCAUCACAGAAGAGCCUUUCCUCUCCGUCUUUCCACAGACCAAAAACGCAACUAUUCAGGGCAUUGUCAUAGCCACCCUCGAACUUGGCGCUCUUUUCGGCUCCAUCCUCUGUAUGUUCUGUGGUGACAAAUGGGGGAGGAGAGGGACCGUAUUCAUGGGCAUGUUGUUCAUGUUGGUCGGUGGCAUAUUACAGGCAUCAGCAUGGCAUAUUGCGCAAAUGGUCGUCGGACGCUUGAUGUCUGGCAUCGGCUUGGGUCUCCAAGUUGCUACCAUCCCCGCGUGGCAGUCUGAAUGCGCUAAACCAAAGUCUCGAGGUCGAUGGGUCAUGAUUGAAGGUGGUCUGCAGACAUCUGGUGUCGCCUGCGGCCAGUGGGUUGGUCUUGGGUUCUUCUACACCAGCGGCCAGGUCCAAUGGCGUGCACCUGUCGCCCUUCAGCUGGUUCCAGCUGCGAUCGUCUUCUUCUUCAUCAUUCCACGUUGGCUCGUCUCCCACGGUCGUUUCUCCGAAGCCAGAGAAGUCCUCUCCAAACUCCGCGACUUGGACGAGGCGCACCCAGACUUUGUUGCCGAAUUCGCCGGUAUUAUGGCCAGUCAUGAGGCUCAAAAGGCCGAAGCUCCCUUCGCUUACAAGGAACUCUUGCAAAACGGCAAAACACAGACCUUCCGCCGCAUGCUGCUGGGGGUAUUCGUUAACGCCGCUCAGCAACUCUCCGGUAUCAACAUGGUCUCAACCUACGCAAACCAAAUCCUCUCCACCAGUUUCGACUUGAGUCCAGGCACAUCUCACCUCAUUGCUGCUUGUGGUGGCACUGAAUACGCACUCUGCUCUCUCCUCGCUGUGCUCCUGAUUGAAGGCCUGGGACGUCGUAGAGCUUUCAUGUGGACUGCGACCGGCAUGGCGGCUUGCUUCAUCGUUAUCCCCAUUCUGCUGUCAACCAGCUCCCGAUCGAACCAACUUGCUGGUGCUGGCCUAUUGUUCCUCUUCAACACCUUUUUCGGUCUCGCCUGGGUUGGCGGUCCCUUCCUCUACGCCGCCGAAAUCGCUCCUCUCCGUGCCCGCGCCCCCUCUGCCGCCCUCGGCUCCGUCAGCAACUGGACCUUCUGCUUCCUGGUCGUCAUGACCAUCCCCACGUCGUUCGCAAACCUCGGCUGGAAAACAUACAUCUACUACGCCGUCUUCAACGCCGUGUUCGUCCCGAUCAUCUAUUUCUUCCUCGUCGAGACGAAAGGCCGGUCGCUGGAGGAGUUGGACGUCAUCUUCGCGACGCCGGGCGAUCCGGUGAAGAACGAGAAACGGCUCCCUCACGAUAUUUCAAUCCAGGAUGCAAAGAUGGCUUUAGGCCUGGAAGAAGACGCGGGAUCAGACAAGUCGGUGGAGGAGGUUGCACAGGUAGAUACUGUGGAGAAGCAAGCCUAG